GCCCAGAAAGUCAUGACUUAAAACUCAAAAUUAUAGCAUUCCAGUUAUUAGAAUCCAUUGAACAUUAAAAUACUUAUUUUCAACUCUUAUGAUAUUGUUAUUUUUCAAGGAUCGUACCACUUGGAUUAUUUUUCUCAGCGCUUCCAAAUCAAACGUUUUCAUUCAAACAAACCAGAGAAAGCAUUUAGAGAGCAGAAGAAGACACCAGCGACAGUUCGAGAGGAUCGACAAUGGCUGCCUCCGUUUUGGCCACAAUUUGUGCCGAGCGCCUCACUAAACUGCUGGUCCGAUACGCGCGUGCCCAGCCGCCGGUGGUACGCAACCACUCGCAGUGCGCCGCCCGGGUACUGAAUCCCCUGCCCAAGUCCGAGGCCACCAUGGCCUACCUGAAGCCGCUGACCACCGCCACCCAGGGCAAGAAAUUGGCGGCACCCGCCGGCGAGUCCAGAUUCGUCGGCAGAUGGCAUCAGUUGGGCGGCAUCAAUACCGGCAUUGGCAAUCGGUUCCAGCGCGGACGCAAGGCGGCACUUGGCUCCCCGUCCUGCCUUCCCAUCCUGGGCUCCGGUAGCGGGACGAGACGUGUCCGAGGGAGCUUUCCGUCGAAUACCGACACAUCGAUCGGCCUGGGGGAUUGGAGAGAUCAGAGGUCUACCCACUACCGACCAUCAUUGGUCAGCCUCUUUAAGAACCAGAGUACCCAGAACGCUCCCAGGAAACCCUUCGGACCGAACGCCCCUACAUUCGAUGGCCAAAAGCUGUAUAGGGACUGCUACUAACUGGACACUAGUGGGUCCUCCUGAUACUGCUGCCAAACUCAGGUGCAGCUCAGUCACAAAUCUUUCAAUGUGAUUUGUGGCAGAGUUGCAAAUGAGUGGGGCAGCAGUUAUCCGAGUUGGGACCAGUUAUCAAUGUAUUAAAUAUGUUUCGUGUCAAAA
Molecule: messenger RNA, 935 nt
Organism: Drosophila bipectinata
Lineage: Eukaryota; Metazoa; Arthropoda; Insecta; Diptera; Drosophilidae
Source: RefSeq, a predicted model, not a curated record